UAUUAAGAGGCUGUUGUGACUCAGGAGAUAAUAUAGCAGGUUUAUAUUUAUCAACAUGAGUAGUGGAUGAAAACAUGAGUAAAGUUGGGGCCUAUAUCGUGAGCCAGGAAUACUUUAUUACACGUAGUGUUACUGUACAUUACACAUAAUAGAAGAGUUAGAAGAAUAAGUUUCUUUUUUCCCCUCAGGAAUGAAGGGUUAAAUUGUGAAACAGACUUUUGACGUACAUUUUGGGCACAGAAUAGGCCUUGUACAGUAAUUAUUGCUACAGCAGUAGGCAAAAAUAACUCAAAUGUGCCCUUCAAAUGUGCAACACGGACAGAAACAAAGCGAGUUGUUCAGCUGAAACGCAUUCCUCAGUGUAAACGUUCAUUGUUGACAUGUAAAAAAAAAGAGAAGUAAAUAAGCUCAUAACGGAACCAUGAAUCUAAUUUUUUUCAGUUAAAGACAUCCUAAAUUCACUAUGGAAACCAAAGUGACUCAGUGAAGAGCAGACCUACAAACGCCGGUAAAGUAAUUUUGACCCUUAGCACUUGCCGUAGCCGAAGCUGUAAUCAUGGCGGCUGUCAACUGACUCAAAACUUUUGACGGGACCAAACUUUUUGAACUGAUAUGCCGGUCGCUCUGCUGACAGCUGGUUUGAGGGCGCUUAAUCUUAGACCUUUCAAAACCGCAUCGGACAUCAGAUGAAGAUAACGCAAAGACUGUGAAGAUGUAAACCCGCGCUAACGUUGACAGAUGCAAAGAUGUAUCGCCUACAUCGCUAGUAGCUAAGCUAAUGUUAGCCACUGUCAACAAGUUAGCUAGCAAAACUUUUAGCUCAGGUUUUGGUGUCGGCGAGAUUUUUCAUGUCAUAGCGGACGUUUAUCCGACCAACUCUCUUUAGAGUACCUGUUUUUUGGCCUGGAUAGUUAAUCUUUCUUAUCAAAAUGUGUCGUUUUCUACGCUACUGUGUCAGCCACUGCCUUCAUGCAGCAAUGACCCGUCUGGAGGAGGUCAACGGUGAGGUGAGCAUGUGGUCGUCUGUCAGGUGUCUGGGCUACCUGUCCGGUCUCAACCUGCUGGUCGCCCUGUGUCUGGGGCUCUAUGCGCGGUGGGAGAGGACAGCGGAGACCAUUCUUCUUGUCAUUUUUGUUUUGGCUCUGAUUGUCCUCGGAAUAGCAAGUAUAAUGUACUACUACUUCAGCAUGGAGAGGGUCAGCCUCAGUCUACUACAUCCGUGGUUCGGGUUUUUGCUGGGGCUGCUGUGUUUUCUCAACAGUCCUGCCCUGAAGAACGACUCGAAGGAGCGUGCGUCCAACUACCUGCUGCUUUCCAGCGUGGUUCUGAGGACGCUCUGGGCGCUGCUGGACCGUCUGUUUGGGUGUACCAGGUACCGUCCUGCCUUCCUCACCUCGGCGGAGCGGCUGGAGCUGGCGGGCUUUGCCACCGCCAGCGCGGCACUGCUCUUCCAGAAGUCCAUGAGCGUGAUGGUGCUGGUGGUGGCGCUGGCCACGGUCAUGGUUGCCCUCCGGAUGAAGGCUCUUCUUGCGCUUCCCAACUUGGUCUGCUUCGCUGUCAUCACCGCCGUGGUGCUCUUCAAGUCCCUGAACAUCACCACCAACCCGUUCGCCCUCGCCUGCUUUUUCAGCCAGCUCAUCUGCGACCCCCUGCUGGAUGUCUACUUCAGUGGUCUCUCUGUGACCGAGCGCUGGCAGCAUUUCCUGGUGUGGCGGGGCCUGUGGCGCCGGCUGUCCCUCUUGCCACUGCUGGCGGUGGAGGUGACCUUCAUCAUUCUGGCCGGUCGGAAAUUGACGGACCUGGAUCAGUGGUACCUGAUGAUCCCAAGUUUCGUGGUCUGUGUGCUCUUCUGGACUAUUUGCCACAUGGUUUUUGUCAUCACAGUGUGGGGCUUUCACACCAAGCUCAGUGACUGCCAGAGGGUGUGCUUGUCCCAGGGGUCAGGUGGCAACGGGUUGGACAAGAUCAUGGCCUCAAAGGGCAUGAGACAUUUCUGCCUCAUCUCUGAACGCCUGGUGCUUUUCACGCUGGUGUCAACUGUUGCUGUUGCUGCUCUUUGUUGGCAGGCCUCCAGCAGUAUCUUUGUGAGCCUGUUUCUGCUCGUCCUGCCUCUGGAGUCUUUGUUCCACGGGCUUUUCCACGAGCUCGGGAACAGCCUGGGAGGAACGUGUGUGGGCUACGCAGUGGUCAUCCCUACCAACUACUGCAGCCCUGAUGGGCAGCCCAUGCUCCUGCCUCCAGACCAGGUGCAGGAGCUGAACAGGCGCUCGACGAGCAUGUUGAACAGCGUGCAGCGCUUCUUCGCCCACCACCUGAUUGAGAAUUUUGGCUGCGACUAUUCCACCAGCGGGUUGACCCUGGAGGCUUUGCAGGCCAAGAUCAAAUCCUUCCUGGAGCUUCGCACAGCAGACGGGCCUCGUCACGACACCUACGUGAUCUUCUACAGCGGUCACAGUCACCGCUCAGGGGAGUGGGCGCUGGCAGGAGGAGACACUCUUCGUCUUGAUCAGAUCUUGGAGUGGUGGAGGGAGAAGAACAGCAACUUUUGUUCGCGCCUCAUCUUGGUGCUCGACUGCGACAACUCGUUGCCGUGGGUGAAGGAGGUAAGGAGGGUGGAGGGUCUGUACGUGGCCAUACAGGGCGCGACGCUCGCUCGGGUUACGGACGUCGAGCAGCAGGACCCCCCGCAGCUCGGAGACUUCACCUCGCAGUGGGUGGAGUACAACUGCAACUCAAACAGCAACAUCCGGUGGGGGGAAAGGCCCAGGGCAGUUUACGCUGCUUAUGGCAUCUCCAAACACUGGAGUGACUACACGCUGCACCUGCCGACAGAAAGUGAUGUGACCAACCACUGGCGAAUGUAUUUCCCCCGGAUGACGUACCCGGUGGUUCAGUUGGCCCUGUGGUGCGGCGGCCUGAACCUGCUGUGGCUCUGCGGCGCCUGCCUGCGAUGUCUCAAGAGAGUCAAACUCAACUGGUUUCCACCAGCUAUACUGGACACCGGCCAAGGCUUCAAACUGGUCCGAUCAUAGAAAUGUGACUAAGGGCUAUUUUUAUUUUCAAAAUAUAUUUCAGACAGAAUCUUUUAUACGCAACAUUCUUUUGACCCUGACAAUAGGCAGCUAUUGGAUUAUAAACUCGUCACUAACCAGUAUCUUGUUAGUUACUGAAAAACGAAUCACUUAGUUACUGGUGCAAUUUCAAAUGUCUUCUUAGAACCAGUUUUUAGAUUGUUUGCAAAUUCUUUGAUUAAUGAAAGUUUUUGGCUUUUGAUUUAAAGAUCCUAACAUCCUAGUCAAACAGACAUGUCACAGCAUAGAAUGUGACUGAGCACAAUGAUACUAUUUUGCACAUUUUUUUUUAUUUACAUUAUAUUUGCUGUAAUGAUUCUGAUUCCACCUUCCACCAUUUUAAGAACAUUCGUUUUGUGCCUUUGAAACAACCAAAUAACAUUCAGCUCCCCAAGCUGAUCCUUUUAAACUUAAACCAAAGUGGCCGUGGUACAUUUACAGAGGAAGAUCUCAGGCAUCAAUAAUAUUCAGUUUCUAGAGCUCAAAAUGUUAUUAUGUUCCUGUCUUACAUUGUGAAAUGAUUCCUUUUACACCCUAAUGUACUCCACUGUGUAUUUGUACGCUCCAAGCUUUGAAUAUAUUUAAUUCACUGCUGUGUUUCUGUUGUAGCAGCAUUUUGUAAAGCUUUGAGGAAUCGGUUGAAACACACUCCAGCUGCUUCAGGGAGUCCAGAAAGAUUUUAAAAAGACAAACUGUACUGAUAAAUGCACUACAAGCAGAGAUAUGAGAGAACUGCAGUAUUUAUGUCAUCAUAAAUGCCAGGAAUGAAAUGCGUCACAUGAGAUCCAUUUCCUUCCUGGGGUUUUUUGGAGUUUACUGGGCAAUGCAGGUUUAUUCUAAUCAGUUUCAUGUGUUUGCAGAAGGACUUGUAAGAAAAAAGUGAAAAAUGGUUGAAACUAUGCAAUAAAGGAGAAGUGAGACCUCA
Messenger RNA from Scatophagus argus, 3996 nucleotides. RefSeq names its product transmembrane protein 168b (gene tmem168b). Bases 930 to 3032 code for a protein of 700 amino acids. The transcript has 4 exons. Lineage: Eukaryota; Metazoa; Chordata; Actinopteri; Scatophagidae. The record is from RefSeq and is a predicted model, not a curated record.